AUGACGCUGAAAUUCCUUGUCACCGGCGGCACUGGCUACCAAGGUGGAGCCACCAUCCAUUACCUUCUCGAAAAGGGUGCAACUGUUCACGCCCUUGUCCGUAAUCCUGACUCCGCGGCUGCUCAAAAGCUCAAGGAAAACGGCGUCGUGAUUUUCAAGGGGGGCUUCGAUGAUGUCGAAGCCAUCAAGGCGGCUACCAAGGGCGUCGAUGGUGUUUUCCAGAACCUUAGCCCUACAUGGCCCGCCGAACAACAAAUCCAACAAGCUAAGAACUUCGUCAAUGCAGCCCUCGAAGCGGGGACUGUGAAGUCAUAUGUCGUCUCUACUGCAUUUCAUUGCUCAGACCGCAGGAUCUGGGGAGAUUAUGACCCUAGCCACGGACUGCACAUCUAUUAUACGACAAAGUCAGCAGUGGAGGACGUCGUCAAGCAGGCCGGAUUCCCAAGUUACACCAUCCUACGACCAGCUUGGUUAUAUCAGAACUACCUCGUUCCACAAUCAGGUUACCAUUUCCCAGAACUAUCCACUGAGGGGCUGUUAGCGCAUGUCUACGAGCCAAACACCAGAAUGCCACAUUUCGACGCCGACAAUGUGGGACAGUUCGCCGCUGCGGCACUCACAGAACCCGAAAGGUUCAAUGGACAUGAGAUCGAGCUAGGUAACGAGAAUUUGACACUACAAGAGACAAGGAAUCUGCUCAGUAAAGCUGCUGGAGUCGAUAUCAAGACACGGAUGAGAAGCAAGGAGGAGGUGAUUGAAAUGGGUUUCAAGGUUGGCACGUUAAUUUUCCAACAACUUGCCAACGAGAAGGACCUCAGUAUUGAUGGACAAGCAUUAGUAAAUAAGUAUGGAAUUCCUUUCAACAACUUCGGAGAUGUUAUGACAAGGGAGAAAGAAGACCUUCUGAAGUCUAUUCCGGCCGCCAAAUGA
Talaromyces amestolkiae is the source of this 930-nucleotide messenger RNA. RefSeq lists its product as uncharacterized. The record is from RefSeq and is a predicted model, not a curated record. Bases 1 to 930 code for a protein of 309 amino acids. The transcript has a single exon. Lineage: Eukaryota; Fungi; Ascomycota; Eurotiomycetes; Eurotiales; Trichocomaceae.